UCUUAUAAAUAGACCCUUCUCCUCCACUUAAGCAAUCACCAUUUCUGAACUUAAAAGCUUUAUCAGGUUAGCAAAAAUAUAAUGGAGUCGAAUCGCAAGCGCAGAGGGUUCAUGAAGGGCAAGUUGAUUCCAUUCUACAGAUCUUCGAAGGCUACUUCAACUGUACAGUAUAGUAGCAAGGUAAAACCUAGCCAGUCUUCUCCUUCAGCUGCUUCAGUAGGUUUUGUCGUCCAUCAGGACUAUAUUAUUACCCCGCCGAAGCAGAAGGUCUCCUUUAUCGUGCCAACAGCUGACAGCAACCGGGAUAAAUACUUAUCCCAGUUUGAUAAGCUAUAUGGGGUCGCCGGAGAUGAAGGUGUAGAUAUCAAAGCUGCUACCUAUAUUUCUUCUGUUCAAGAACGUUUCAAGCUUGAAAGAAGCAACUCCGAGCGAAUCAAAUAUGAUGAUAAGAAGUAAAUUAAUUAUCAAAAUAAUUAACGCAGCUAAGCUAAAUUUAUCCAUAUUCUAUACUUCUAGCAUGGACGACGAAUAAUUUUUUUAAGGUAAUUUUAACAGAAACAGCUAGUUAAGUGUGUUUUGAUUAAUGCGUUUUGUAAUAUUACUUGAUGAAGUUGUGAAAGGUGGAAAUAUUAAUUUUAGCUUAGUUCAUUUAAUUAA
Jatropha curcas is the source of this 657-nucleotide messenger RNA. RefSeq lists its product as uncharacterized. The record is from RefSeq and is a predicted model, not a curated record. NCBI's taxonomy places the organism in Eukaryota, Viridiplantae, Streptophyta, Magnoliopsida, Malpighiales, Euphorbiaceae.